Messenger RNA from Oldenlandia corymbosa var. corymbosa, 2226 nucleotides. The record is from the annotation of a GenBank genome assembly. NCBI's taxonomy places the organism in Eukaryota, Viridiplantae, Streptophyta, Magnoliopsida, Gentianales, Rubiaceae.
AUGGAGGCACUCUCUCAAUUCUUCUUCUUCUUCUUCUUCUUCUUCUUCUUCUUUAUGAUGAUGUUACUAACUAUCCAACCCAUUUCAUCAAUUCAAGUUCUCUCCAAAACCAAACUUGAAAAAUGUGAGAAGGUUUCUGAUUCUAAUGACAACCUUAACUGCAGUUACAAAGUUGUUAUCGACUUGGCAGUUCCUAGUGAGACAAGUGGGAGGGAAGCUUCAAUGGUGGCUGAGAUUGUUGAAGUGGAAGAAAAUUCGACAAACAAUAUGAGAACACUCAGAGUUCCCCCAGUCAUCACUAUUAAUAAAUCUGCUGCCUAUGCUUUAUACGAUCUGAGUUAUAUAAGAGACGUUGUUUACAAGCCAGUGGAAUAUUAUGUGGAGACGCGGAAGUGUGAGCCAGAUGCUGGGCCAGAUGUUGUGAAGAUAUGUGAGAGGUUGCGAGAUGAACAUGGUCAUAUUAUUGAGGAAACUCAGCCUACCUGUUGCCCAUGCGGAGACCAGCGGAGGGUACCUUCGUCCUGUGGAAACUUUUUUGACAAGGUGGUCAAGGGGAAGAAAAAUACAGCACAUUGUCUAAGGUUUCCAGGUGACUGGUUCCAUGUAUUUGGGAUUGGACAAAGCUCUGUUGGAUUUACCAUUAAAAUUGAAGUCAAGACAAAAUCUAAAACAUCUGAAGUGAUUUUGGGUCCUCAUAACAGAACUGCCACAUCCAAUGAUAACUUUUUGAAGGCUAACCUUGUUGGAGACUACGUUGGAUACCAAAGUAUUCCAUCAUUUGACAAUUACUACCUCGUUAUUCCAAGACAGGGUGGUCCAGGGCAACCUCAAAAUCUGGGGAGCAACUUUUCUAUGUGGAUGCUCCUGGAAAGAGUCAGGUUUACUUUGGAUGGUCUUGAGUGUGACAAAAUUGGUGUUGGCUAUAGUGCUUUUAAUGGACAACCAGAUUUCUGCUCUUCGCCAUAUUGGAGUUGUCUUCAUAAUCAGCUGUGGAACUUUUGGGAUGCUGAUCAGAAUAGAAUCAGUAGAAAGCAAGUCCCACUGUAUGGUGUGCAAGGAAGGUUUGAAAGGAUAAACCAGCAUCCAAAUGCAGGAAGUCACGCAUUCUCCAUAGGAAUAACUGAAGUUCUUAACACUAACCUUUUGAUAGAAUUGAGUGCUGAUGACAUCGAGUAUGUCUAUCAAAGGAGUCCUGGGAAAAUUAUAAGCAUUACUGUCCCCACCUUCGAAGCCUUAACUCAAUUUGGGACUGCAACUAUCACUACAAAAAAUAUCGGGGAAGUAGAAGCAUCCUAUAGCCUAACGUUUGAUUGCUCAGCAGGUGUCAGCCAGAUGGAGGAGCAAUUUUAUAUAAUGAAACCAAAAGAAGUCACAACCAGAUCAUUCAAACUGUACCCGACAUCUGAUAAAGCAUCAAGAUAUGUCUGUUCAGCCAUACUAAAAGACUCUGGUUUUAAUGAAGUGGAUCGGGCUGAGUGUCAAUUCACAACUACAGCUACUGUAGUUGAUAACGGAACUCAGAUCCCAUUUCAACCUCCAAAGACCAGUAUAAAUGGCUUUUUUGAAUCCAUUGAGGAUCUAUGGCUCAAAUUGUGGCAUGGUCUGAUAGAUUUUGCUUCCGGAAGAAGUUGCAGGAGUAAAUGCUCCGGUUUUUUUGACAUAGGAUGUCAUAUACAGUAUAUCUGCUUGAGUUGGGUAGUUUUGUUUGGCCUUCUAUUGGCAAUUUUCCCUACAGUUAUGGUGCUGUUUUGGCUUUUACAUCAGAAAGGACUAUUUGAUCCUCUUUAUGACUGGUUAGAGGACCAUUUUUGGCCUGCUGAAAACAGAAGUGGUGACUGGUGGAAGUACGGCAUUGCUCCUAACUCAUCCAAAAUUCAAAUGAAAAGGAAUUACAAGCAUGAAGAUAGGUUUGACAAGCAUCGGGCACAUAAGAGGAGGCGAAGUACUCAUGAACAUCACCGACACAAGCUUGUGGUAGGAGAACCAGAUUAUCAAUAUCAGCUUCACCGAGUCCAUAAAGACAGGCACAACAAACAUGGAAGAACCAAGAGUUCAGGUAUUACACAUCAAGUUCAUUUGGAUAGAGGGAGGGAAGACAAUGUUGGUCGCCAUAGACAUGCAAAACGAAGAGAUCCGAUCGGAGGAUAUGCGCAUGGUGCUGGACACCAUGACAAGAAUCGAGACAAGUAUUCAAAGCAUAAUAAACCCUUCUUGGAAAGCACAUAG